Molecule: messenger RNA, 1056 nt
Organism: Coniophora puteana RWD-64-598 SS2
Lineage: Eukaryota; Fungi; Basidiomycota; Agaricomycetes; Boletales; Coniophoraceae
Product: Aminomethyltransferase folate-binding domain-containing protein
Exons: 5
Cellular component (GO): mitochondrial matrix
Molecular function (GO): protein binding
Source: RefSeq, a predicted model, not a curated record
UUGAGAGGGCUGCUCAGAACGACACCGACUCUGUCGCGUGUCCUUAAUCGCGCCGUUUUGUCUGUGUCCGGCUCGCAAGCGUCCGAAUUUCUCAAUGGGAUACUUGCUACCCAUGUCUCCGGCCGUCCACACUAUGCAGCGCUCUUACAUGCUCAGGGACGUGUCAUUCAUGAUGUUUUCAUAUACAGGCAUGAAUCACCCAAAACCGAGUAUCUUAUCGAGUAUGACGCGAGCCCCUCCGAAGCGUCGGAGCUCGUCGCCCUGCUGAAGCGAUAUGUUUUACGUGCCAAAGUACGCGUACGAGAUGUAUCCUCUGAAUGGGAUGUUUGGGCUCGCUGGGGCGGUGAGGUAAGUGAGACGAGGAGUUGGGAGUUUGCAAAGAGCGGUAGUAUCGAACCAUCAUGGGCUGUCACCCAAGGAGAGUGGCCGUGGGGGUCCGAUUAUGAUGCGCUGAACGACCGACGCGCCCCUGGUAUGGGUCGACGGAUGCUUGUGGUCAAGGACUCCAAACCCCAGGACGCUUCCACCCAUGACAUUGUUUCUUCCGGCGAGUAUACCCUCCAUCGGAUAUUACAUGGCGUGCCAGAAGGGAGUGCAGAGAUCCAGCCUAUGCAUGCCUUCCCAAUGGAAUCAAAUAUGGACAUUAUGGGAGGACUUGACUUCCGGAAAGGUUGUUAUAUUGGACAGGAGUUGACUGUCCGUACUUAUCACACUGGUGUGGUGCGAAAGCGCAUACUACCUGUGGUAUUGUAUCCUGAGGGAUUGGCAAGGUCACUCUUUCUCCCCCGCCUCCCCACAGGUCUCUCCAUCACGCCCUCUGCUAAAUCUCGGACAGACGUUCCUGAGGGAACCCGAGUGCCGCGUCCUCGAGGGCACGGGACACUACUUUCAAGCUUGACGACACAAGACACUGCUCUUGGUCUGGCACUGCUAAGACUUGAACACGUCCAGGCCGCUGAAAGAGGUGACAUUGAGCUUCUUCUGGACGGGCCAGUGGUUGAAGGGGUUGGCGAAAUCUCAGUGAACCAUUGGUGGCCUGACUGGUGGCCGACACAG